Messenger RNA from Colletotrichum paranaense, 1770 nucleotides. RefSeq names its product major facilitator superfamily transporter. Gene Ontology annotation, biological process: transmembrane transport. The transcript is spliced from 2 exons. The coding region runs from base 1 to 1770 and encodes 589 amino acids. Gene Ontology annotation, molecular function: transmembrane transporter activity. Lineage: Eukaryota; Fungi; Ascomycota; Sordariomycetes; Glomerellales; Glomerellaceae. Gene Ontology annotation, cellular component: plasma membrane. The record is from RefSeq and is a predicted model, not a curated record.
AUGAAGGAAGAUGCACCCAUCACCGAAACCAAGCAGAUCUCACAAACGCAUCCAUCACAACAGAUCCUACGCUCGCCUUCACCCUCCAGCGACGAAGAUGUCAUCAACCAAGCAGUUUCGGUCGGGCGCCCCCGACCCAAAGACGACACCGACGCAGAAAGCAUAGGCGGCCAACGCAACACAAUGUCCCGCAAACGCAUGCUCCUCGCCUUCUCCGCCCUCUCCGUCUGCCUCUUCGUCUCCUUCAUCGACCAGACCAGCGUCUCUACCGCCGUGCCCGCCAUCGCGGAGGAUCUCGACACAGGAACGGCCACCUCGUGGAUCGGGACGUCCUUUCUGAUCGCGUCGACGGCGUUCCAGCUCAUCAAUGGGCGGUUGUCUGAUAUCUUUGGCCGAAAGAAUUUGUUGAUGAUUUGUUUGGUGUUGAUGGCUGUUGGGGAUGUGCUUUGUGGGUUUUCGAGGACGAAGGAGCAGCUUUUUGCGUUUCGGGCUAUUGCUGGGAUUGGAGGGGGUGGGAUUAAUAGUAUUGUUAUGAUUAUUGUGAGUGAUAUCACGACGUUGGAGAAUCGGGGGAAGUAUCAGGGCGUUCUCGGCGCCGUCCUCGCCCUUGCAAAUGGAGUCGGCCCCUUUGUGGGCGGCGCAGUCGUACAAGAGUCGACCUGGCGAUGGGUCUUCUGGAUGGUCCCCAUUAUCAGCGCCCCAGCCGCCGUGACAAUCCUCUUCUGUCUCCCACUCAAGCACCGAUCGGGUAAUUACAGUGAAAAGAUCAAGAAGAUUGACUACGGCGGCAUCGCGCUCAACAUGGCCUCGACGCUGCUCCUUCUCAUCCCGUUGUCAGGAGGCGGCGUGACAUACCCUUGGUCCUCGCCCUUUGUCAUCGCCGGGGUGGUCGUGGGUGCCGUACUUGCGGUUCUGUUUGUGCUCUACGAGUGGAAGCUGGCGAAGCUGCCCAUCAUGCCUUUGCGUUUAUAUCAUGCGCCGCAUUGCAGCGCGUUGUUUGGGCAGACUUUCCUUAUGGGCCAGGCGUACUUUGGUAACUUGUUUUACCUACCGAUUUACUUCCAGUCCAUCCUCAACUAUGAGCCCCUUGUUUCCGGGGCGCUUAUUCUCCCUGUCAUCAUCACGACUUCGGGGCUGUCUAUACUGUCUGGGCAGUACAUGCUGCGAGUGGGACGCUACAUGCCCUGCAUCCUCGCAGGAUUCUUCCUCUGGACGCUGGGAAAUGGUCUCACGAUCCUCUUUGACCGCGAUACAGGCCUAGGAAAGAUGAUCCCGAUCCUCGUGGUCAUGGGCGCGGGGAUAGGCUUGACGUUGCAGCCUACGCUGGUGGGCAUGUAUGCCAACUCCCGCGCUGAAGACCGGGCCGUCACGACAGGGUUACGAAACUUCAUCCGGACUAUUGGAGGCGCGUUCGGGCUCGUGAUUUCGGGAGUUAUACUCUCCAACACGCUGAGACGGGAUCUUCACGGGAAAGACUUUGUUUCCGAUGCGGUGAUUGCGGAACUGACUUCGUCGACAUAUACCUUGGACCAAAAGGGGUUCUCGGAUGCGGAGAGAACGGUGAUUUUGCAGGCGUAUAUGAAGGGUUUGCAUUACAUUUUUGUGUAUUAUGUCAUUUGCUCUGGGCUGAGCCUGGUGUUGACUCUUGGGGUUGGAAAUACGGGAUUGAAGGCGCAGAAGCCGGCGCCGUCUGAGGAGGCUUCGGAAGGUCCGAAUGGGGUGUCGGGAGAGCCUCCGAUGAGUGAUCAAGAGAAGGCGAGUGGGAAUUAG